This is a messenger RNA of Vitrella brassicaformis, 3220 nucleotides long. The record is from the annotation of a GenBank genome assembly. Lineage: Eukaryota; Vitrellaceae.
CGCUGAGAGAAGCUGAGCUCUCUUUAGAGUGGUCUGCCUCUCUGACGUGCUCCAUUUUCUCGAAUUUUUGCUGUUGUUUUUCGCCUCUGACUGUGUUGGCUCGUGGCGCCCGCCUUUUCCCUCCCUCCCUCCUCCUUAAUUUCCCCCGUGUGAGUGGCGAUGAGCGGCGGCAGCGGGUCGGCAGAUCUGCCCUACAUCGGAUCAAAGAUCAGCCUCAUCACCACAGCAAACAUACGAUACACUGGUGAGCUGAGCGGGUCAGUCAGGGGAUGACGGGGUGGCUUGCUUGACUGCCGUAGAAUGGUGGUUGGUUUGUUUCGUGUGUGUUGUCUGUCUGUCUGUGCGUUUCUUUCAGGAUAUCUGCAUACGAUCAACACUGAGGACUCGACAGUCAAACUCGAAAAUGUCCAGGCGCACGGUAGGGUACACAAAGCCCCACGUGGCGGGGCGGGGCGGCCUGUGUGCAGUGCACUGAGAUGGUGUGAUGUGGCGUGGCCUUCACUCACUCUCCCCUUGUGUGUGUGUGUGUGUGUGUGUGUCAUGACAUGGCUCUCUCAGGCACUGAGGGUCGCCCUGCGCCCUACUCGGUCCCCCCGAGUGGGGAGGUAUACGCAAACGUCGUAUUCAACGGUGGGUGGCUACACAGAUCACACACACGCAUCUCGCCCUUGCCCCAUCUCACCUCACCCACCAUCAGGCCGUGACAUCAAGGACCUGACUGUGUGCGACUCGGAGCACUCCCCGACGUCACGCCCAGGGGCAGCCACCUACAGCAACAGACAGCAGCAGCAACGCAACACAGAACAGCCCACAUGGCAGCAGCAGUCGGUGUAUGGCAACGUGGCCGGGCCCUCCUCCUCUUCCAGUGGGGGUGGUGGUGGCGGCAUGUAUCAGCAGCAGCGGGGCGCAGGCGAUGGACGCCCGGCGGCUGCUGCAGCUGCCGCUCGACCCAACGAACCCCGCAUCAUGCAGGUGGGUGACCCAUAUAGAUGACAACAUUCUCACCCGCUGUCUUUUCUCACCAGUCAGUGUGUUGUGUGUGGCCUGUCUGUCAGCUGGGUGGCGGCAACCAGGGGCCUCUCCUGCAUCGCGACAAUGCGCCGGCGUCGCAUCACUCGACCACCACAGUGUCGGACGCACCCUACUCACACUCCCCCACAGCUGCUGGCGUGACGCCCGCCAUCAGCCGUGCGGGGAGUGCCAACGCCCAGCACCCACCCAUGCCACAGCCGCAGCCACAGCCGCAGCGACCACCACCCGGAUACGGAGGAUACGCCAACCAGGUGACGAGGACAUACAGACGAUGAGAGUGUCCCACGUCAUCUCAUGUGUCUGUCUGUCCUGUUUGGACGGUUGCAGGCGCCAGAUGGCCCGGGUCCCUUCGCGGCAGCCUACGGCGGCCGGCCCGUCCCGCCCCCUCCCUCCUACCCAUCAUACCCAGCACCACCCGCACCAUUCGCCUUCGACCAGCCAGCACCAGCACCGGGUGCCGGCCAGCCACGGGUGGGGGCGGGCAUGCCGGGUGGCGAGGGUGGGAGUGACGUGCCGCUCUUCCCUGUGGGCGAGCUGCCGGCUCAGCCCAACAUCUUCACGCGCACCGAGAUGGAGAGCAAGGGCGAGUACGACUUCGAGCGGGAGAACCUCAAGUUCGAGCAGAUGCGGGCCAAAUCGGACGUCAAACGUACGUCGGGCGGGGCCAGAGGAGCACGCACACACACAGACCCCAUCAAUCACACAGCGCCACACAUGUGUUGUUUGGUCCAUGAUGCGUUGGUCGAUCAGUUGAGGAGACCAACCUGCCCGAGAGCCGCAGUGCGUCCGGCUCCUAUGUGCAGUCGCCCCCUUUCCCGUCGUCCUCGGCGGUAGCAGCGGCAGCGGCGCAAAACCACGCCUCCAUGUACCCUCACAUGGGCCGGGGCGGCCAGGAGACGGUCGCCGACGUGGUGGGCGGUUACUCCAAGACGAGUUUCUUCGAUACCAUCUCGUGUGAGGCGUCCCAGCGGACCAGGUUCCCCGACAGCCUGCGGCUCGACAGGAACAAGGAGAGGGUCCUUAAUGUGGUCAGUGCAUGAGAUCAGGCGGCUGGCGGCGAGUGUGUCUGUACGUCAACAGAGCGUUGUUGUGUGUUGUGUGUUGUGUGUGGGGUGUGUUACAGGAGACCUUCGGCCCGUCUGCGGCGUCGUUGAGCGUGCGGCCAUUUUCGGGCUACGGCUACACGUCCAACCGCAACUACCGCCCCUACGGCCACCAGCAGCCCAGGGGCAGAUACGUCUACACCCUACAAACACCACAGGGCAUCAAGUGAGCUAGCUAGUGAUAGGGAGAGGUCAACACUACCACCAAACCCUCACGGCAAAUUCAUCCCACUGUCUGUGUUGCUUUGCCCGUGUCUCACUCAGGCGAUACGGCCCACCUGACUUGGUGGACCGCGCCAAUGCUGCCGAUUUCCGCAGCCAGAACGCCCCGCCACCUGGCUAUGGCCAGCGGGGGCCGCAGUCGCCCACUGCGGGACCUUUUUCCCAGCCACACCCUGCUGCUGCACCGGCUGCUGCUGCCGGGCUGACGCAUUUUCAGAGUGGGGGGAUGAAUUAAUUCGAGAGGGUGAUGGGACGGCAUGGGGGUGUUGUGUUGUGUUGUGUUGUGAGGUAUGGGUGUAUGGGUGUAUGUGUGAUGUCUUGUCAUCCAUCGCUUGUUGAUGGAGAGUGAGUAUUGCAUUGUGUCGGAGAGGCAUGCACAUGGUUGCUGUGUGUGGGGGUGUGUGCCUGGGCCUUGUGAUAGCAUGGGCAGUGGGGCAGUUGGUAGCCAUCAUGUUGAGCUACCAGCUGAACCACUGCGGCGAAGGCUUCACAAGGACAGGCCCACACCACACAAACGUGUGCAUCACAUCAACCACUGAUUGCAAAUGAAAGAGAUAUGCAGCGUCGCUUUGUUGUCUUGUGAUGGUGUGGUGUUGGUUGGCGGGUCUGGCGGUCCGUCGGCACACUCCUUUCUCGGCCGUUCGCAGUGCGUGUCGUUCCCGCUCAUACGGAGAACGACACUCAUUGCUGACGGGCCAGAUGGGACGUGCUGCCCGCCGCAGACCCUCACGUUCAACACACACACACAGAAGAAGUGAGAGCAAUGGCCGGCCGUUUUAGUCCGUGUGUAUGUAUGCCUUUCGUACGCGUACGUAAGCAAGGGUCGAUCGGAUCGCCUGGGCGGCUGUGUGGGGAGAGAGGGG